Spodoptera frugiperda (fall armyworm) is the source of this 4134-nucleotide messenger RNA. Its product is annotated as paired box protein Pax-6. The coding region runs from base 743 to 2179 and encodes 478 amino acids. The record is from RefSeq and is a predicted model, not a curated record. Gene Ontology annotation, biological process: regulation of transcription by RNA polymerase II; anatomical structure development. Gene Ontology annotation, molecular function: RNA polymerase II cis-regulatory region sequence-specific DNA binding; DNA-binding transcription factor activity, RNA polymerase II-specific. The transcript has 10 exons. NCBI's taxonomy places the organism in Eukaryota, Metazoa, Arthropoda, Insecta, Lepidoptera, Noctuidae.
ACAAUAUUUAUUAUCGAAAUACAGUAUCUAAAUAUUCUACACUACAAUUCAUCUUCAACAAAAUCCCUGCUCGUAUGCCAAUCAGAAGUGUCAAACUGCUCAAAGUUAAGAUAUCGACAUAAAUUAAACACAUCAUUAACAUAACCAACCCCUUAUUUCGUGAAAUAAUUUUAUUAUAAUAGAUAAUUUAAAACUGGCCAAGUUCACCCCACCGCUGGUGGGGGCUAAAUGAGGAAUGGGCGGAGCGUGAAUUAAAGCUACACAAUAUAAAUCUGUGCGUCUCUUUCGCACAAAUGAGCAAUCCUAAUAGCAGUAAGCGGCUUACAAUGGGUGUUGACACUCUCUCGUAUUGCUGUCCCUUUUUGACCCGGGCUUAUGGCAAUAGAGUCGUUUCAAUGGCCCUUCAUAGUUAUAAAGGUAUAGACAAGCACUGGAGGUCCACGUGAGAUUUUGUAAUCAGUGAAUUGGCGCCUUUCGCAAGUAGAGGCGCAAUGUCCGCGCGUUUGACAGUUUGACGUUUCGUUUGGCGGGAAAUUUUACUUGUGUGUUGACAGACACGAGGCUGUGAUAAUCGCGAUAUACAGCCAGCAUUAGUAUUGUGAACUUUUUUUAUAAAUUAUUUAGUGAUGUUAGAAGCGGCCAGUUGAAGGUUGUUUUAGUUAUUGCUAGUGCAAUAACUUGGAUUUUUUUUCGUAGGAAGUAAUUUAAGGUCGCCACCAUAGAAGAAUACGGGGUGUACACGAUGCUGCCCGCGCAGCAGCUGCCUCCCAUCAGCCCGUGGCCCCCCGACGGCAACCUGCUCGACAGGAUGGACGACUUGGCGCACAAAGGUCACAGCGGUGUUAACCAGCUCGGCGGGGUGUUUGUAGGAGGGAGGCCGCUGCCUGACUCCACGCGCCAGAAGAUCGUGGAGCUGGCGCACUCGGGCGCGCGGCCCUGCGACAUCAGCCGCAUCCUGCAGGUCUCCAACGGCUGCGUCUCCAAGAUCCUCGGCAGGUAUUACGAGACGGGGUCUAUUAGGCCUCGUGCGAUUGGGGGCUCCAAGCCUCGUGUCGCCACCGCUGAGGUGGUCAGCAAGAUAGCGCAGUACAAGAGGGAAUGCCCUUCCAUCUUCGCGUGGGAGAUCAGGGAUCGCCUGCUCAGCGAAGGAGUCUGCACCUCGGAUAAUAUACCUAGUGUAUCUUCAAUAAACCGGGUGCUCCGUAACUUGGCAGCUCAGAAGGAGAAGGCGAAUAACCAGCAACCGUCUCCAGAAUGUUCCACACCGGUGUACGAGCGGUUGCGACUGUUAGGGGCCCCGGGCGCAACGCCAGCGUGGCCCCGGGCCCCCUGGCCAGCGCAGAUCGACGCUAGGACCCCGCCGUACCAACUCCACAGCCUAAGUCCGGGCCCACAAGCCAUCAGCUGCAACGGCGGCGAUAUGACGGCUAUGAAAAAAAACGAGGAGCCACUAGAAGGUCUGGAAGGUCUACAUUCAGAUGAGACGGGAUCCGGAGACAACUCCAACGCGGGCUCCAGCGGCGCAGACGAUGACGCCGCUCGGCUGCGACUCAAGCGGAAACUGCAGCGGAAUCGGACCAGCUUCACCAAUGAACAGAUUGAUAGCUUGGAGAGAGAAUUCGAAAGAACCCACUACCCAGACGUGUUUGCUCGCGAGCGACUGGCCGCCAAGAUAGGCCUACCUGAAGCUAGAAUACAGGUGUGGUUCUCGAAUCGGCGCGCGAAGUGGCGGCGCGAGGAGAAGAUCAGGUCGCAGCGCCGCAGCCCCGAGUGCGGGUACAGUGGAACCGCCCCCCAUGCGCCGGCGCACCCCACGCACCACCCGCCGCCCGCGCAUCCCGCCCAUCCAGCGCAUCCGACGCACCAGCCGUAUCAACCGCCGCUGAAUGUUGAUAGUUACAGCCCCCUAACUCCGAUGGGCUACGGCGGCGGCAUGGUGCCAGAGACCCCAGUAUGCGACACGACAGAAGCGGAGCUGUGCAAGAGUGGGUUCCUGGGGUACCCGCGCUACGAGCUGGGGUACCGGCAGCCGCCGCACCCGUACGUGAACCACCAUGGGUACCAGCAUGAACCGGCGUCGCCUCCACCAGAAUUAGGCGGUCUUUUAGGCACUGGAGUGUCGGUGCCCCUCGCCGUGCCCGGGCAAGACUCGCAGCAGUACUGGUCACGUCUCCAGUGACCCUGGUGGAAUUAGCCGACGUCAUAACACCAUUCAAUUACACCACGACGACAUUCAUCAGUUAAUCGGCCAUUUUGGAUUAUUGUGUCACUUCCAGUGAAAAUACAUACCAAUGACUUGUGAUUGAUUUUUGUGAAGUUAUCCGGCAGUUAGCAGAUUCGGUUGUAUUUAGCUUUGAAUUAAUAAAUAAUCGUUGUAAAGUUCCGGAGCGACUGGACGGAUUAUCGUGAUUUUUGCUUCGUACAUUCUUCAGAGUCCCGGUUCUGUUAAUCAGUUAUAACAAUAAAAAUCACAAUAAGACAUAUUUUUUCCUAUAUAUGUCGAAUAGAGGCGAUACCAAGCUUAAAAGUCUAUUGAAUCAACUUGUGACGACUAGUAGGACCUCUUACGCCUCACUAACGCCAUCUCGCGAGCGCAAAAUUGAAAACCGUCAUUAGAAAAACGUUUUUUCCUUUUAUUAACGACACUUACAUGCAUUAUAUCUAUUGUAGCAUUAUGUGAUCCGUUAUAGAAGUCUCUCAAACAACAGUGAUAAAAUUAGAUUUAAGAAAAUAUCGGAAGGCAUUUAUUUGUCUUUAGAUAGCAAAACACCUGAAAUGUAGGUACUGUAGAAAUAUCUGUCUAAAGGUACGUGUCCACAGGCCCGCAUCGUACGCAAGGGAUUUUAGUUUGUCUUGUAUAGAAACUCAUACAACUGCGUCCACUGAUCCGCAUCGUACGGACCGCAUCAUCAGCAAUGCCUACAUGCGAUGCGUACUGAAGACGUCAUACGGAAUGCAUACGAUGCGGGCCUGUGGAAGCUUACCUUUAUAGUUUGUAUUUGUUCAUUUGUAACAUUUUUUGUACUUUACGGUGAUAUUUUAUUUUUAUUAUCAUGAGAUUAGAAAACAACUAAGAACACGUAUAGUAUAAAGAAUUAACAUAUCCAACAGACGCCACAAAACAGGACUUGGAGCACAAAACAUAGGCUCAAAUUGUAUUAAAAUACAUUAGAAUAUUUCAUUCAAAACUUUAUAAUUAUAAAUCUUUAAUAGAUUUCCAAUGUAAUCGUUAACGAUGCACAUUUAAUGUUGUGUCUUUAGCUUACUUUGAAUGAAAUAAUUUAAUAAAUCGAUAUAAGUGUUAAAAAUAUUUUAUUAAAAAUUAGAUAGUUAGCUAAGUUUAGAAUUAAAUAAGUAUUUAAUUGUGUAUAUUUGUUGUAAAUGUUUAAUUGAUAAUGCUGGCAUAAAUAUUGUAAGAAUUUUGCAAUUUUUUGACAGAUGUGGCUGAAUACUUGUAUUACCUUUGCCUAUAGAAAUAAACAGUCAUAGAUACAGACCAUAAUGAUUUUAACAGUUGUCUAUAUACAAACAGGAUUUAAAUAAUGGUCUAAUUUAUAAAAAUCCCUUCAAAAUAUUUAAACUCUUUCACAUAAUAGUAGCAAUGUAAAUUUAGAUUUUUUUAUGAGAAACAGGGCUUGUUAGUAAUAAGUGCGAAACUGUAAAUAGUUACUUUUGUGUACCUAAUAAUUGUUCAUUGUGAUUAUCCCUUUGUAAACCUAAUGAGAAUGCAGUAAAAUUAUGCAAUACUGCAUUCAUUUAGGUACUUUGUUUAUUGUCAGUAGCAAUACUUACACUUUUAAUGGUUUUUAUCCUGAAUUAGCUUCGUUUGAUAUCAAAGUUAUAGGAAAAUAGUUGGUUUAAACCUUGAUUGUAUCUCUCAACCGUAAUGUGCACUUCUGCCUAUCUCUUUGGGGAUAAAAAAGGCGUGAUGUUACGUUACGUAUAUCUCUCAGCUUGUCUUAAAAGGAAAUUAGUUACAGGACUAGCUUGGAUCAUCCUUGAGGAGUUAAGUUCGAAUUUACGAUUACUUUCUAAUGUGUAUAUGUAUUGAUUAUAAAUAAAAAUGUGAAUAAUUGUGUGAUGUCGAUGAUACAUUUUAAUAACAUUAUAUGAAUACACUUUUGGAUCAAAGUA